Messenger RNA from Fusarium odoratissimum NRRL 54006, 525 nucleotides. RefSeq lists its product as uncharacterized. The transcript is spliced from 2 exons. The record is from RefSeq and is a predicted model, not a curated record. NCBI's taxonomy places the organism in Eukaryota, Fungi, Ascomycota, Sordariomycetes, Hypocreales, Nectriaceae. The coding region runs from base 1 to 525 and encodes 174 amino acids.
AUGCUGAAUAUUGUCAUCCUCGUCGUCGUUGCCAUCCCGCCAUACAGAAGCUCUGAUCUAAGUGGGGACGCGUUCCCAGGAUGGGGCUUUCCUACUAUUGUCGCAAGUGUACUAGUAGUUGGCAAUAUUUAUUACUUGUUGUUCUUUGGAGCCGCUUAUCGCUGCUACGAGCCUCUGGCAACGAAUGACGACAGCGAGGAAGAAGCUUCAGGGUCUCGUGUUUACAGCGGUAUACUGUCACCAAAAAGCCGAUGGAAUCUUAUGCAGUACGGCGGUGUUAAGUGCCUGAUCAUGAAGGACUAUUCUUACAAAGACUUUGAGAGAGUGUAUCGGUUCGGUCGACGGUGGGAAAUUAUAUAUGCUAUCAAAGGGGUCGAUGACGAGAAUCCUGGCGAGGCUCCACCACGAGAUGGCACAACCUUUUCAAUGUUCCUUUACUGGGUAUUUGGCGGCAGCCGACUAAAGAACGAUAGAACCCCAUGGGCUAGAUUUAAACAACGGCUUGAUAAGGCUUUUCGUUGGUAG